AUGAUUGCAGAUUGGCGAAAUGGCCAGAGCAGGAGCUACUCAAGCAGCCAGCCGGUUCUCCCGCCAGCAUCUGUGCUCACCAAGGGGACAGAGCGGGAGACGAGGGGAAACUUCACCACAGCUCCGGUGACUCUGUUUGUGUACGAGGCAGGGCAGUGGCUAUCGGGGUGUGGACUGCAGCUCGCCUUCCAUGCCAACUUCACCUUCUCCCUCUCGCCUCAAUCCGGCCGUGUGGGCUUCAACGGCUUUGCCUUUGUUAUCUCGGCAACGGACCGGGUGGGGAGAGGCACCGGUGUAGGGUAUGGUGGAAUGGACAUGCGGAGUGUGGCAGUUGAGUUUGACACUCGGCAGGACAAGCAGCACGGCGACAUGCGCAGCCAGCAUGUGGGGCUGAACCCGGGAGAUCCCGGCACCAUCCAGGUCUUCCUGGCUUACUCGAAGGAGAAGCCGCGGGAGGCAGUGCUGGAGAGGAGGCGGGCGCUGUGUGAGGUGCUGAAGGCUGGGGUUGAUCAGCACGCCUUCUUCUUUGGCUUCGUGGCCUCCACCACUGUGAAGCCGUUUCAGAAGCAUGUCAUUCUCGAGUCUACAGUGGACACAGCCUAUGGCCUGCAGCUAUUAACAAAUACGUACAUGCCAGCAUGGGCCAGCCCCUUCCCGCGCUACGUGAGUGCGGACUACCGAGUGGCGCCCGGCAAGCAGGACUCGUGGGUCGUCAGCGACUUCCACUCCUGGGACUCCGUGCCCUUCCUCGGCUGGCCCGUCAAGGACCAGGAAGACUGCAAUGCUUGUUGGGCGUUUGCGCUGGUGGCGAGUGUGGAAGCGGCAUACGGCAUUGCAACAAAUGGGGAGGCGCCGCAGCUGUCAGUGGAGUCGCUCUUUGCAGCCAUGGGUCUCACCUCCGAGGCUGACAAGUGCAGCACGGGCGGCUCCCCCACCGAGGCCCUUGAAACGCUUCUCAUGCUGCCCAAUGGCGGAAUCACAAAGGCUGGCGCACCUGUGAGUAGUGAGGCGGAGGAGUAA
This is a messenger RNA of Closterium sp. Naga37s-1, 1020 nucleotides long. Lineage: Eukaryota; Viridiplantae; Streptophyta; Zygnematophyceae; Desmidiales; Closteriaceae. The record is from the annotation of a GenBank genome assembly.